This is a messenger RNA of Onthophagus taurus, 1668 nucleotides long. Its product is annotated as LIM and SH3 domain protein 1. Lineage: Eukaryota; Metazoa; Arthropoda; Insecta; Coleoptera; Scarabaeidae. Gene Ontology annotation, molecular function: actin filament binding. Gene Ontology annotation, cellular component: focal adhesion. The record is from RefSeq and is a predicted model, not a curated record.
UCCUGAGACUGCAGUAAAGUGUCGCAGUUUUAACAGUUUGGGUGUUUUGUGCGAGGAGGAAAAAAAUUCCGGUUGUUAUAAAUCAAAAAAGAAGUAAUCGCUCAUAGUCCCUUUUACAUUAAAUCAUAAUUAAUAAAAAAAACUACGAUAACAUUAAAAAAGUGAGAUUAAAGUGAAAAUGAACAAGACGUGUGCUAGGUGUGAAAAAAUGGUUUAUCCAACGGAGGAAUUAAAGUGCCUCGACAAGGUUUGGCAUAAGAUCUGUUUUAAAUGCAAAGAAUGUGGAAUGAGUCUCAAUAUGAGGAAUUAUAAAGGAUUUAAUAAGGAACCGUAUUGCGAAGCACAUAUACCAAAAGCAAAAGCAACUCCGAUGGCCGAAACUCCCGAAUUAAAACGAAUAGCUGAAAAUACAAAACUUCAAUCAAACGUAAAAUAUCACGCGGAUUUUGAAAAGAGUAAAGGAAAAUUUACUCAAGUAGCCGACGAUCCGGAAACGUUACGCAUCAAACAGAAUACAAAGAUAAUAAGUAACGUUUCGUAUCAUGGGGAAUUGCAAAGAAAAGCGGAAAUGGAACAAAGGAGGACGAUUAACGAGAAUGGAACGAUAACUUAUGCUACGGGGACUCUUAAAGAAGACCAGAAAAACGCAAAUUUACUUCAACAGAGUAUAAUUCAGCAGCAACAACAACAAUAUAACGCGAUUCCUACUCAACAACCGCAACCACAACAACAACAACAACCACAAAUGAUUCAAACGCCGCAGACUCCCGUUCAACAGAACUCUCAGGGAAUUGGGAAAAUUAGUGAUUAUGACCCGCAAAUUGGUGGAGGAACGCCUUAUUCAGCAAGAAACUCUCAAACUGUUAUCUAUACGAGUGACCAUGGUGCGGUAAAUAAUCCGCCUCAACGUCACAUCGGUUCUGUUCACGAUAUGGAUCCGGUGAAUCAUAAUUAUGGUUCGUUGGGGCGCGUUUACCGCGCGAUGUAUGAUUAUGAAGCGGUCGACGACGACGAGGUAAGUUUCCUCGAUGGCGAUCUAAUCAUAAACGUGAGUAACAUUGACGGAGGUUGGAUGACGGGUGAGGUACAACGCACUGGACAAGUGGGCAUGUUGCCGGCCAAUUAUGUUCAACUUGCUAAUAUUUAAUCCAUUUAGAAUACAGAGAAGAAUACGGUUUAUUAUUAUUGUUUUAAAAUAACACAACAAAAGAUGUUCUUAUUUUUUGUCUUCUAUCUAUUUAUUCUUUAUUGAAUUUUUUUGAUCAAUUUUUUGAGGUUAUAAACAUAUCGAAGUUCAUUCCAAGUGCAUUUAUAUACAAUAAAUAUAAAUAGAAAUAUUUAAUUUUCAGUAGGAUAUCAUUCCCAUUUUUACAAUUUACAAGAAAUCCACUUUUAAGCAGUUUUAUAACGUUUUUACACAAAUUAAUGUUCAAUAAUAUAAAAUCUCUCAGAGUUCCAUGAACAUUUUUUAUACAAUUUAAAUUUAAUGUGUAAACUUUAUAUAGUAAUUUUUUACUGAUUGGAAAUAGAAUCUGAGAGGCGAAUUAAUAUCAUUUAUUAUUGAACAUAAAAUAUAUUUGAUAAGAGUGCUUGCCAAAAUGUUUAAAAAUAAUGUAAUAAUAAAGUGCCUUGUUGUGGGUUUAGAGAUAAUUGAUUGCAAAAAAAAAA